AUGCCGGUAAGUAACAUCUUUUGGCAGCUUAGGCACUGUCUAGGAAAUGAUGAAUUAACUUUGACGCGUCGAUUAGCUGAUCCCAGUACGUAUGCGUGCGUUGGUGACAACAGUUGUGUUUAUCAUAUGUCAAACACGGCUUUCCCCGGCUUGGUAGGAUGUUGCUCGGGCAAUGACUGUGGGUUCUCGAGCACUUGUUACAAUAGCGCCAAAGUCGCUGCAAAUCCAUCUGUUCUUUCAGGCAACACAGCCUUCGCACUUUUCUGCACAGAAUCCACAGCAGCAGAGUGUGGGACGUACACAUGGGGGGAUGCCGACCUAACCGACUUCCAGUGUGAUAGCACUGCCUACCUGUCAAAUAUCUACACCAAGGGAACCUGGGGAGGAACUGCGGAUGGGACAAUACUCCUGGCGACUCAAUAUAUUUCAACCAUGGGCGAUGAAUUCAUGAGCACGUACUUAUCUUCAUUUGAUGUGUCAACCUCAAUAUCAAAACCAAACCGUCAAGCGUCGCUCACGGGAUCUACGACUGCGACUACAACCGCCGCACAACCAACCACAGCCAACUCUGGCAAUUCCGGCUCACCGACAUCUGCUGGCACAAUUGCGGGUAGCGCUGUUGGGGGUGUUGCUGGCGCCGGUGCUAUUGGAGCCAUUGCCGUCUUCCUGCUUAUGAGGAAGAAGAAGAAACAGCGCCAGCAAAAUCGGUCGAAGACGUUAGGGCAAAAUGUGUACCAGUCCGCACCAGAGGACCAGUCCGGCCAAUCUACAUGGGAAAUUCAACAACCUUUUGAGGUUGAGAGUCACCCAGCCUCCAGCCUUAGAAAGGUUCAAGAAGGUAGUCCUGGCAGUGCGCCACAGGAAAUCGAUUCCAAACCCUUUAUUGCCGAGUUACCAGUGCCGGACGAUGGAAGGCGUCAUUAUAAGUAA
Messenger RNA from Penicillium egyptiacum, 930 nucleotides. Lineage: Eukaryota; Fungi; Ascomycota; Eurotiomycetes; Eurotiales; Aspergillaceae. The record is from the annotation of a GenBank genome assembly.